Molecule: messenger RNA, 3278 nt
Organism: Melanotaenia boesemani (Boeseman's rainbowfish)
Lineage: Eukaryota; Metazoa; Chordata; Actinopteri; Atheriniformes; Melanotaeniidae
Product: glutaredoxin domain-containing cysteine-rich protein 2
Biological process (GO): sensory perception of sound
Source: RefSeq, a predicted model, not a curated record
CUAAAAAGGUGGGUCCUGUAAAACAGCAGGUACACUCAAACUCUGGAGGCAGGACACACAGAAAGAGCUUCUCUAUCUUUAACAUCCAUGCUUCCCUUGCACUCAGCUUUUCAACUGGAUUCCCAUCCAUCGAGCUGUUUUCCACUCCAAUUUUUAAUCCAUCCAACCAUCCAAACUUCUUUUCUAGCAAAUGUUAUUUCGCCCUAGCUGAAGGGCUUAGAUGGACUGACGCUUUCUCUGCAUUAUCUCCUCGGUCAUCCAAAAUGGAGGAGCUCCAGAGGAAACUGAACCAGCGCUAUGAAGGCACCAAGCCCAGAAAGGUGAGGUUCAAGCUGGCAUCAUCCUAUAGUGGCCGGGUGCUGAAACACGUGUAUGAGGACGGUCAGGAGCUUGACAGUCCAGAGGAGAAAUAUCCUCACAGCUUCAUCCACCGUAAAAUCCCUCCCAGCCACCUUGAGAUGGAGCAGCUUUGUGGAUUUGAGGACACACAUGGGGACCAACAGGGGUGUUUAUCUCCAACAGGGCUCAUUGCCCAAAGAAUAAACGUAUACAGAGGAAUAGGAAGCUACAAGGCUGCUGCUGGUAAGACUGAAGAAGCAGAAGGAGACAGCAAGUCUUCAAUGUUGGACUUUGGCAAGAUAAUCAUCUACACCAGCAAUCUACGCAUCAUAAGAGCACCUCCGAAGAAGCCUGAAAUGUUCCGCCAACAUUCAGUUCCUCCAGUAGACAUGGAGGGACACCCAAAGGCCAGGGAAAGGGGGAGCAGGAGGAGGACCAAAGCUCUCUACACACAGGAAGGGUGGAAAAGGAGGAGAGGCAGAUCAGGUGACACAGAAACCCAGGAGGCCGACAGCUGCCAGCAUUGUGGCGGCUCAGGCUGCGCUCCCUGCUCGCUGUGUCAUGGUAGCAAGCUGUCCAUGCUGGCGAACCGCUUCAACGAGUCCAUCAGCGAUCUGCGAUGCCAAGCUUGCUACCCCCAUGGUCUGGAGAAGUGCCAGUCCUGCUCCAGUAAAUAGCACCAUUUGGCUGACACCCAUGUCUGGGAGCGAGAGAGUGAGCAAGUGUGCAGCCGUGAGUGAGUGUGUGACAGAUGUGCUAUCUGGUUGUCAGAACUAUCUCAGUGGCAAUAUUGCUCUAAUCCAAAAUGGUCUUGGUGGGAUGAUUUGAAGCACUACAAGAAGACAUUAGCCAUUACUGAAGAGGGGGAUUGUGAAUACACAACAGACUAAAAAUCGUAAAUUACAAUUGUUGUGUGCAGUGAAUGUGGCUUGAGAUAACAAAUGUGUAAACACUUCUUGUUUCAGGUUAUUUUGCAUCUGUACAUCUUCCUGAUAAUAGCUGGUUCCACAACAAAGUCAUCAUCUUAAUUAAAAUGAUACAACAUUUUGAGGUUUGUUGUGUCUACUGAGAAAGCUGCUCUGCUCCUAUCUUCACUGUCUAUUCACCAGAGACUGAAACCUUUAUUAUUUCAACAUGAUGGAGGUAAUUGAUAGUUUUACUUUUGAAAGUGGAAGAAGAAAGACACAGGAACAUAAUGAGGUUGAGACAGAGAGAAAGAAAGAAAGUUAGAGAGAAGAAAUAAGAAAAACAUGAUGGCUUUAUAAAUAGUAACAGCUUUAAUCAGGAGAUGAUUUUAAGGAGCUUAAAGGAGGGUGAAAGUGUAAAGCCAUUUGAAUUCUAGCCGACCACAACUUCUUUUGUUAGUAAAGAAUGAUGUUACUCGUCUUUUAAAGCCACAUUUCAAGUUAGCAGAAUGAAUGUCUUAUAUCUUAUGCACACUGACUUUUACUGGAGUAUCACAAUAUACAGUAUAACAAUAUUGUUAUGGUGUGAAAGAGAAGGAAAAAUGAGAGCAGUGAAAUAUAUGACAGAGUAGAGCAGCUCAGGAGGUCUGUGCUCAAAAUUAAAGCUUGGGUGGGCAGAAAUCUGAAAUAUCUGGAAUAGAUAAAUAUAGACAAUAUUUUGUUGAAAACCAAACCCUUUUUAAUAUUCUCUGUAAUCCUGUCAUCCGUAAGUAUGUGCCUCAUAUGUUGCUGAAACCUCAUGCUAUUAAGGUGUGUUGGUCUUCAAGUCAGAGAAUUCCCCUUCUGUUUGAGGAUUAUUGUUUGGUUAGGUUUAGGUAUUAAAGGAUUGUAUUUUCUCAGAAGUCUGAUAUUGCCUGAAAAACACAACAAAACUUACUUUUAUAGAAAUGAAUGACCCUUCAGACUUUUUAAUAGAAAUGUUGGUGUGGUCUUUGCCACCUUUUAAUCCUCAAAACCUGAAGUGUUUGCUCUCCUAACUGUCACAUUGCUGAUGCUCAGGAACCUGCUGCAUUUGUUUUGAAGGCCCAGAAUACCCCUAAAUCAUCACUUGUGGAUGUGCAUUUUCCUGGGCAAGACACGUUGCCAUGGAGGAGUAGAAAAUUCUAGCAAAGAUGUAUGCAAUGAAAUAUAUGUUAUUGUAUAUUUAAAUGCCAGAGGUUUAAAUAAAAGGCAGAGAUAAAAGGCACAGCAGUGUCAAAGUUGGAUUCGAGUAGAAGUCUCAUGCUUGGGGAAGUUUCUUCCUUCUUCCUCUCUAAUAAUCAAAACCUGUGUUACUUGUUGAUGACAUCUCAUGAGAGGAGAAUAAUGCUCCUGUAGCUAUUUGUUAUUGGAACAGCUGGUGCAUCAGAGCCACAGAAAGGGUCCCUGGCAAUAUACAGCUACAGAGCAGCUCUCGGUGCAUUAAAAAGUUAUAGGAAGGACCCAAUCAAGCAGCGGUAUGUGAUAAGCUUGAGGAUUAAGAUAUGUUCAGUAACCAAAUAAGUAAAAGAGAAGCUUGUAGCCUUUAGUGGCACCAGCAUCUAAUUUCAGCACAUGGUCAUGCCUUCCACCAUGUAAUGUGGUGUCACUGAGUAGAUUAUCUGAAGCCUUAAAAUAGAAGCUAAGUGGAUGGCUUCAGAAUUCGCCUGUUAGGACUCUUAAAUUACUAUAUAAUAAAAAGUUUUCUUUUUCUUUUGGCCAAAACAGAAGUCUGCCUGCCACAGUUUUAAUAGUUAAUUAAUUUCUUUUGUUUGCAACAGCUUUCAAAUCUUUAUUCACGCAGUUUUUUGCAUAUUGUCUUAAAUAAAACUUUUAAAUGAUUUUGUAAUAUUUUUUAUUGUGUCCAUGAACCAUUGUACAAAUUUCUUUCUUGCCUGCUUAAUUUAUAUCAAAUUCAGAUUUGCUCUGUGACCUUUUAGCUUUGAUUUUAAUGAGUUAGAGUUAUUACCUUUUUAUCUUUUGAUCUGUAUCCUUAGUCACAACUGUGUCAUAAAG